This is a messenger RNA of Serinus canaria (Common canary), 1106 nucleotides long. RefSeq names its product motor neuron and pancreas homeobox 1 (gene MNX1). The record is from RefSeq and is a predicted model, not a curated record. The coding region runs from base 1 to 1101 and encodes 366 amino acids. Gene Ontology annotation, molecular function: DNA-binding transcription factor activity, RNA polymerase II-specific; sequence-specific double-stranded DNA binding. Gene Ontology annotation, cellular component: nucleus. The transcript has 3 exons. Gene Ontology annotation, biological process: regulation of DNA-templated transcription; endocrine pancreas development; neuron projection morphogenesis. NCBI's taxonomy places the organism in Eukaryota, Metazoa, Chordata, Aves, Passeriformes, Fringillidae.
AUGGAAAAAUCCAAAAAUUUCCGCAUCGACGCGCUGCUGGCUGUCGACCCCCCCAAGGCGGCGGCGGCGGGGCAGAGCGCCCCGCUGGCCCUGGUCACCUCGCUGGGCGGCAGCGGUAGUAGCAGCAGCGGGAGCGGCAGCCCUCCGUCCUCGUCCUCCUCUUCCUCGUCCUCUUCAUCCUCCUCCGAGCACCCCUCUGGCGGCCCCGCCGACUGCCUGCGCACCGACAGCCCCUCUCCGCCUCGCCUCCUGGCCGCCCACUGCGCCCUGGUCCCCAAGCCCGGCUUCCUGCCGGGGGCGGGCUCGGGCUCGCACCCGCACCACCACGCCUCGGCGGCCGGCAUGGCCCUGGGACUGCACCCCGCGGCGCCCGGCGGGCCGGGCAUGCCGGCACAGGCGGCCCUCUACGGGCACCCGGUGUACGGCUACUCGGCGCUGGGCGGGCAGCACCCGGCGCUCUCCUACCCCUACUCGCAGGUGCAGGGAGCGCACCCCUCCCACCCCGCCGCCGACCCCAUCAAGCUCAGCGCCGGCACCUUCCAGCUGGACCAGUGGCUGCGGGCCUCCACCGCGGGCAUGAUCCUGCCCAAGAUGCCCGACUUCAACUCCCAGGCGCAGUCCAACCUCCUGGGAAAGUGCCGCCGACCCCGCACGGCCUUCACCAGCCAGCAGCUGCUGGAGCUGGAGCACCAGUUCAAGCUCAACAAGUACCUCUCCCGGCCCAAGCGCUUCGAGGUGGCCACGUCGCUCAUGCUGACCGAGACGCAGGUGAAGAUCUGGUUCCAGAACCGGCGCAUGAAGUGGAAGCGCAGCAAGAAGGCGAAGGAACAGGCGGCACAGGAGGCCGAGAAGCCGAAGGGGAGCGGCGGCGAGGACAAGGGGGAUGAGGACCUGCUGCUGCCCGCCCCCGAGAAGAGCGCCGGCAGGAGGACGCGGGAGCUGCCCGACAGUGAACCUGAAGACGAGGAAGACGAGGAGGAGGAAGAGGAGGCGGGGGCGGCCGGGAGAUGCUGCCCGUACCACUCCUCCGACUGCUCCGAGGCGGACGAGGAGGACACGCAGCCCCGGGGCCGGCACGGAGCCCCGGCGCAGCCCCAGUGAGCCCU